Messenger RNA from Diaporthe amygdali, 1254 nucleotides. RefSeq lists its product as uncharacterized. Bases 1 to 1254 code for a protein of 417 amino acids. The transcript has a single exon. Lineage: Eukaryota; Fungi; Ascomycota; Sordariomycetes; Diaporthales; Diaporthaceae. The record is from RefSeq and is a predicted model, not a curated record.
AUGGCUGAAGUGCAAGCGAGGCCGACCGCGCUGGCCGCCAGCAACCCGAUUAAGCGAUCGCCAAACAUCGCCAUCCCUCCAACGUCGAUCUCUCUGCCCCCACAAAACGCCACAUCUCGACUAAAGAGCCAGCUGUCGCUCGAUCCAUACUCACCGGUCAACCAGAACGGCAGCUUCGAGUUCGAUCGAGUUAUUAAGAGCGGCUAUCUGCAGAAGCGAACACAGAAGACAAAGACAUGGAAGUCGGCCUAUCUGGUGUACCGGCCUAAUACGCUUAGCAUAUACAAGGACGACCAGGAGAACAAAUUGCGCCACAAAAUAUAUCUAUCCGAUCUUACUGCGGUCACGCUCUUGAAGGACCCCAAAAACAAACGAGAGAACGUCUUCGGGCUGUUCUCGCCAUCGAAAAAUUUCCAUUUGCAGGCUUCGAGUCUCGCCGAGGCCAAGUCAUGGGUUGAUUUAAUACGCAGCGAUGCCAGAAUCGAGGAGGAAGAGGAGGAGAUGUUUCUGGCCAGCCCUGUCAUCCGUCGCAACUCUUUUAUGCCGACUGGUUCCUUCGACCAGGCCGAACCAGUCACCGGCCCGAUCCUACAUGACCGCGAAACAUAUUUUUCAAGUUCCCCGGAGCCGGUCGACAUAAGCACGACCAGUUUCAGACGCCCGUCGUACAAUCCGCGGCGCCCAUCCACAACCGUAGAGUCCUCAGGUCUCUCAGGGGCAGAGCUGGCGUCGCACUCAGAUUUUUCGGAUUCGGAUGUCCAACGAGUCCAUGGUGUAGCAGUCGAGAACCUGGCAGUCCAGUCUCCCCCACCCGCUUUCGCAAGUCCCAGGCCAAAUGUCGGAAUCCGCAACGCCAGUCAAGCUAGCGGAAUCAACAUCGAACAAGACCCUGAUCGAAUUCUCUGGCAAGGCUGGCUUCGGUGGCUUCGUAAUAAGGGCGGUGUGCGCCAGUGGAAGAAUUGCUGGGCUGUUCUCCGUCCCAGGAACCUCAUUCUCUACAAAGAUGAGUCCGAGUACACCGUGCAGUUCAUUGUCCAUAUGGGCAUGAUCCUUAACGUGGUUGACAUCGACCCGAUGAGCAAGACGAAGACACAUUGCCUGCAGGUUAUCACGGAAGAAAAAAGCUACAGAUUUUGUGCCGAUGACGAGGAAUCGUUGAUCAAAUGUCUGGGGGCCUUCAAGAGUCUUUUGGCCAAAAGGAAAGAGCUUGAAGCCAAGAUGGCUGCCAGCGACACUACUGCAAAUACGUCUUGA